AUGUCGAAAUCGACCAGUGAGGCCAAAGGCGAUGGCACAGGGUUUGUGGGUAGGGUCGAAGUAGACGGCACCGUGCCCGUGGAACGCCUCCACCUGACCCUCUCGUCCUCUAAACGCUGCAGACGCUCACUAAUCUCAGAAAUUGAGGCUUUUUGUAAGACAAGAUCGUUCGAUAUGCUCACUCAUGAUGAGGUUAUUUUGGUGCAACUUGUGCUGACAACAUCCAGGGCAGACGUCGCGAUUACUUUCAGCAUUCGUCGUGAAACAUAUUUCAAGCUCGCCUGA
Molecule: messenger RNA, 285 nt
Organism: Dibothriocephalus latus
Lineage: Eukaryota; Metazoa; Platyhelminthes; Cestoda; Diphyllobothriidea; Diphyllobothriidae
Source: the annotation of a GenBank genome assembly